This is a messenger RNA of Penicillium cataractarum, 783 nucleotides long. RefSeq names its product DUF3431 domain-containing protein. NCBI's taxonomy places the organism in Eukaryota, Fungi, Ascomycota, Eurotiomycetes, Eurotiales, Aspergillaceae. The coding region runs from base 1 to 783 and encodes 260 amino acids. The transcript is spliced from 3 exons. The record is from RefSeq and is a predicted model, not a curated record.
AUGCAGAAGCCGAUAGGGUUUUAUCGCCGCCAAGAAGAUGUAGCCAUUGUGGCAGCAAAAACCGCAGAAGAUGAUGUUCAAUGGAUUUUUGAUUUUUGUGGGAAAUUCAACUGCACUGCAUACGUUUACAAUAUGGAUCCGCUUUCAGAAAAUGGGCUGGAGAAGCCCUACUUCUACCAAGGACGCGAAGCCAGCGCAUACCUUGCACACAUUGUCGAUCAUUACGACAACCUUCACAAUUACACAAUAUUCAUACAUGGAAAGGAAGAGCAAUGGCAUAAUGAUAUUGCAGGGCCCAAAACGCAUAAUCUUUUGGCAAACUUGCGUUAUGAGGCGGUCCAGGUUAAUGGGUACACGAACCUCCGAUGCGCAUCAACUCCGGGGUGCCCGAGUACUUUAUUCCAACAGAAUCCCCAAAAUCAUGAUCAACAGUAUCAGUAUAUUGUUGACCAGCUCCCAGAAAUUCUUCACUAUUUAAUAGGGAUAGAUCCGAUAAACUUUCCCGAAAACAUAGGGCACCAGUGCUGUGCCCAAUUUGCGGUAAGUAGAACCCAGAUCCAGAAGAGAUCACAGGCCGAUUAUCGAAAAAUCAUGACCUGGACGGGAACUACCGAUAUGACGGACAAUUAUGGUAUCGGCUGGUUGACCGAGAAGAUAUGGCAUAUGAUAUUUGGAAUGCCGCCUGAGCUGUGCCAAGCUGAGGAGCAAUGUCGCUGCGAUUUAUACGGGUGGUGCGGUCCAAACCCACUGACAGGGAACGUCGCUCUGAUCCCAAUUUCAUAA